Phymastichus coffea is the source of this 1133-nucleotide messenger RNA. RefSeq lists its product as uncharacterized. The transcript is spliced from 4 exons. The record is from RefSeq and is a predicted model, not a curated record. Bases 265 to 864 code for a protein of 199 amino acids. NCBI's taxonomy places the organism in Eukaryota, Metazoa, Arthropoda, Insecta, Hymenoptera, Eulophidae.
AAUACUUUCGGCAUUGCAGUACAAUGUCAAGUGUUAGUAGAUUGUUAAAAUCAGCUUUCUUUUGAUGAUUUUUGCAGACUUUCCAACAAUUUAAUAGCAUCCCUUAGAAUAUUACAUCAUUCGCCAACACACGUCAUAAAUUUUUACAUAAUUGAUCAGAAGUAUCGAUACAAAGUAAUAGGACAUUAACGUCUAAAAUUUCAGAUGUAUUCUUAUUUUUAUUUUCAUUUCAAUCAUACGUCGUUAACAUAAGAGAUUUUAUCAAUGGUAUUCAACACCUUAAAACGUUCUCUGAACACAUCUGCAAUGGACCCUAUUGAAUCUAUUCCAAAUAAAGUUGCCCUUGUGGAGAGAAAUAUUGCACCCCAAGGUAUGAAACUUGUUGAUGCAAAAGCUGUGGCUAAAAGAGCUCCUAAUGAUUUAGUAGAAUUAGCAAUGGAAAUUCAAAUGGCUGAUAAUUAUGUAAAAGCAAAUGCAUGUAGCAAACUACAAAUGAUUGCAGAACAAAUGCGAUUUUUGCAACAACAAGCUGAACGAGUUUUACUUGAAGCUAAACAAGAAAAAACACUUCAUCAUGCAGCUUGCAACUUUGUCAAACACCCAGGAAAAAUUUAUCACCUUUAUCAGCGAGAGUCUGGUCAAAUCUAUUUUUCUAUGCUUAGUCCAGAGGAAUGGGGUAACUCUGCUCCACAACAGACUUACAAAGGCUCAUACAGACUAGAACAUGAUUAUUCAUGGACUCCACUUUCUAAAAUUGAUAUUAAAAAUAAAGACCUUGAAAUACUAAACAAGCUUUACCAAAGUGCUGAGAAUUCAACAAAUCCAACUUUAAUAGAAUAUAUGAGUAUAGAUUAUAGUAGUUGAUGCUAAAAAAUAUUUAGAUACUUUUUUAAGAAAUGACAAAUGACCUUUCGAUAAGAAACGUUUAUCUGUGAAUUACUAAAUUAAAUUAGUUGAAUAGGUACUUAAUUGUUAAUUAUAUAUUAGACAAUAAAAACGAUAGAUAUAUUUGGCACUUGAUUCAAUUUAAAAAUGUAAAAUAUGUAUAGACAUGAUUUUCUUCAAUCAAGAUUAUGUAAUAUAAUGAUAUCUUAUAUCUUAGAAUAAAAUAUAUCAAAGAGAGAAGUGACAAA